CUUUAUUAUGUUUGAUUUCACAGCUGUUUUCUCAUUGCAUAUUAUUGUCUUUUAAGAUCAAUUAAUAAUUGACUGUAACAAAUUUAGUUGUCAAAAUGUGUCAUCAAUUCAAAGAUUACAGGACCGUUUUUAAACCUUCGAGGCGAGAAACGUACAUGGAGCCUCUCGGACUCCAUUACUGCGACUCUGGAACCUUGUUCACCCUGCUCAGCUCACUUGGCAAUCUGGAGGCGGCCAAGUUACAUGCCAAAGUUAAUCAAUACUUCUUUACAACUCUAGGAGCUGUUGGGAUCAUUAUAGAGUGCGUGGCCUGCCCCAAAUGCUCCAAGGUGAGAGCCAUCGGCAAAGUAGAACUUGCCGAACCUCUCACGUUCAAGGACAAAUGUCAUACAUUGCUGAGAAUAAAGGAAGCUAAAGGUCCGAUCAGGGUGGAAAAGGGACAGCUGGAAGGAAAACUUUUCUGCUACCUUGAUAAAGUACUUAAGGAAGAAUACAAAGAGAAGUUUCACAAUUGUAUGUUCUUUCCGAUUGAGCACCCAUUGGAGAACGAGAAAUACACGCAUUACUUCGGUUUAGUGAAUUUUAAAGAUUUUGAGGGCUGUGAAAACGUAUACAAUGGUAUAGUGACUGAAUGUUUCCGACACUGUUAUGGAAUGCUAAGGAGUGCUUUCAACUAUGAGGAAGAAAAAGCGAAUAGCAACCAAUGCUCAGCCGUUUUAAAAUCUUUUGUUGAAAUAUUGUCAUGGGCAGGAUCGAACGUUGUUUACAAUAAAGUUCAGCAAGAAACCAAGGAGAUCUUCAAUGCUGCAAAAUGCACUGUAUUCAUCCACGAUCCAGAGUUUACUUUAGUUCCGAAAGCAGUUGCAAGCGGUAAGCCCCCCCUUAUCAAGCAGGCUAGCGAUAAGGAAGGUGUUGUAUAUCACACAACUACCGCUGGCAAAGUGGCCAAGAAGAGGAAGCUCAUCAACAUACCGGUCGUCAAGGACGAUCCCUUGUAUUCAGCAACUAUCAACAACCCCUUCACGGAUGAUUGUAGGAGCCUGAUGUCAUUCCCGUUGAAACUGAAUGGAAAACUGUUGGGGGUCAUCGAGGUAUACGACAAGAACACCCCCUCCUUGGUAUUUACCGAAGACGACAUAAGCCUAACGGAGCACUUCAGCAACAUCGUCGCUUGCGCCAUCAACGCAAACAAGAUGUUUUACCAUUUUCACGAUCUCAAAACCAAACAGCAAUUCCUCGACUGUGUUCUUCUUCGUCGCUUCAAAGAAAUUGAUAAUGAAGCUGUAAAGAGUGUCAUGAACUGCCGGCACAAACAUAAUUUUCAAAGAAUAACCGACUUUCGAUUUGAUCCAAGAGUGAUUCCCGAAAAGCAUGUUUUGUGCGUAUGUCUAACCAUUUUUGAAUCCUCUGGUCUCAUUAAGAAAUUAAAAAUCAAACAUCAGACAUUUGUCAGGUUUUUAUUAAAAUUGAAGGAAGCUCAUUCAGCAUUACCAUUUCACAAUUGGACCAACUCUUUAUUAACAUUUCAUUUUGUCUUUAUCUGUGUAAAUCAAUAUAAUCUCAUCAAAGAUAAGUUUGUAACAGUAUUUGAAUAUUUUACCCUGUUGAUGGCAGCACUGUGCCAUGGCUUGGACCACAGGGGGCCGACUACAAUGUUCGAGAUGACCACUGGCACUGUCUUGGCCAGCCUUUAUAGUUCUCCUGGAUCCAUCAGUCAAAAGCAUCACCUGUCGCAAGCAUUGCGGUUAAUGACGUAUCCUGACUGCAACAUCCUCCAACAAAUCGACAAUGAAGAGUUUUAUAAAUUUGCUAAGCUUCUUGGUAAUAUGAUCGAGGAUACUAACAUGGCAAAUCGCCAUCAGAAGAUGCAAGAAUUGGAAGAACUGUUGAAGAACGGCUACAACACGAACUUGCCCGAACACAGAAGGCUCUUCCACUAUUUGAUAAUAAACUGCGCCCAGACAUGCUACGCCUGCAAACCCUGGCCACUUUGCAGGAAGAUUGGGGAAGAUUCUUUCCAAGAGUUUUUCCGAAAAGGGGAGCUAGAUCAGGCCCAAGGAGUAUUUGAAGUUCCCGAUUUCAAUGAAGACAUAUUGAAAUUACCGGAGAUGAACUGUCAUUUCAUAGAGACUGUCUGUUUACCCAAUUUCAGAAUGCUGGCUCAGAUCUGUCCGCUCGUAUACCUCUGUUUAGUAAAAAUAGACAUCAAUCUUGGACACUGGAAGGAAGAGAAAGACAAGAUCAUGGCAACAAUGACCAAGAAUUUGGAUGAUGAAGAGGGUGAAGAAGAAGAAGACAACUUUUUUAGAUAAAUAAUUUUUUUUAAAUU
Messenger RNA from Nezara viridula (southern green stink bug), 2329 nucleotides. NCBI's taxonomy places the organism in Eukaryota, Metazoa, Arthropoda, Insecta, Hemiptera, Pentatomidae. The record is from the annotation of a GenBank genome assembly.